AUGUCGACUUCUUUUGAUGAAACUUCGGGGUUCACUUCAGCUCUUCCUGUUGUACAUCCUCUUGAUGCUGAGAUGAAAAAGCUUGAAGAUGCUGCUACUGCUCUUGCUUGUGAAUUCGGCACCCUUGUUGCAUCUUACAAGGAUCACGCAGUUCGGGUGGAGUGUGCAACAAUACAAAGUAGUGAGGCCCUUCUGAAGAGCACCGUUUUUCUUGAAGAUCAGUUGCGUAGUGCCAUAAUGUCAGCGAAUGGAGUGUUGGAUGGAAUGGUUGGAAUGUCUGCAGCAGUUACAGGUCUGGAGAAUCUUCUUGGUGAUGUGCGAAAGGUUGCCCAAGAUGUGACGCUGGUUGAAAAUGCCCUUUUGGUAGCAGAGAAAGAGGCACUGGGUCAGCAUGAUCUUUCAGAGGAAUGA
Molecule: messenger RNA, 411 nt
Organism: Trypanosoma theileri
Lineage: Eukaryota; Euglenozoa; Kinetoplastea; Trypanosomatida; Trypanosomatidae
Exons: 1
Coding region: 1-411 (136 amino acids)
Source: RefSeq, a predicted model, not a curated record